Molecule: messenger RNA, 1974 nt
Organism: Effrenium voratum
Lineage: Eukaryota; Dinophyceae; Suessiales; Symbiodiniaceae
Source: the annotation of a GenBank genome assembly
UGCAAACCUGACACCUCCAGGGCAAGUCUGGCCGGAAGAGCCAAUGUCUUGAUGGUUGGGCAGCUGCCGCAGGGAAUUCGAAGGUGGUUCACUGAAGAUGCGAGGCAACUGAGUUGCUCCCCAUCUGAGUAUUGCUAUCAGGAUUUGCAUGAUGCAACCGGCGGUUUCAGCACUGCAAACAGGUUGGGCUCCGGGGCCGGCUCCGUGUACAGAGGCCUCUUGCGAGGCACCAAGGUGGCUGUUAAGGGCCAGGGUCUUUGUGCAGGCCAUAGCCCUAGAUGAGGAGAACUUCGAGGAAGAAGUGCGACUGCUCAGCCGUUUCCGCCAUCCAAACUUGGUGUGCUUGCUUGGCUGGGCAACCAGCCAGCAUGAACAGUACCUGAUCUAUGAGUUCCUUGCUGGGGGUGAUCUACACCACCACCUGGAGCUGAGCAAAACUGGUGCUCCAUUCGCCGCGUCAACUCGCGUUUCUGCAGCCUUUCAAGCUGCGUGCGGGCUCUCCUACAUGGUCAACAGCACGCCUAAAGCCUUUCACCGCGACAUCAAGCCUGCCAACAUCCUGCUUGACAGGAACGGUACGGCCAAGAUGGUAGACUUCGGACUGUCCGGCACCGUGAAGGACCACCAGGCGCAUCUAACGGUGGACCGUAUCAGCGGCACGCCGGGGUACGCCUGCCCCUUCUACAUUCAGACGGGCCAGGUCAGCGAGCGCUCUGAGGUAUACUCUUUUGGUACGGUCCUUCUGGAGCUCAUCGUGAAUCAGCCACCUGCGCUGAUGGAUGAGAGAGGAAGUAUCGUCUACCCGAUGCUGCAGACCAUCCAGCCAGCCUCCCCUGGUGCCCUGGAUCGCGUCCUCAAGCAUGCGGAGGAUGCCAGGUGGUCCUUGCUGCAGGACUUUGCGGCUUUGGCCCUGAAAUGCGUGGACAUGAACGCAGAUCGCCGCCCGCUCUUCGAGGAAGUCGUGACAGCGCUGCGACGAAUCUCCGGGCACAGCUCCGCGAGAGAACUUAGGAUCGAGGCAUCUCAUAAGGCCAGCGGAAAGCCGGACAAGAUGGGAGCUCAGGUUUCAGGAGCUUCAAGCCAUAGGCGUGAAGCCCAGGUGGCUGAGCUGCGACUUUUCUGCGCUUGGUCGCCCACGACGGCAUCACCGCAGGGGUGCAUCACGUUCAAGGCGGAUUGCCAGGAGGCAUGUGUGGGCAGGCAGCACCAGCCGGAGUUCUUUGAGCGCCUAGUAGAAAAGGAGUCUUUGGGAAUGAUAUCGAGGACACACUUCAAAAUUUGCAUGAGGCCAACGCCCAGUAUUAGCAAGCUGUCUGCGAACCCGAUGCUCGCGAAUGGUGUCCCACUGCAGCAAGGUUCUAUGAUGCCCAUUCAUGACAAUACAUUCCUCAGCUUAGGAAGCUCAGAUCCGGCCAUCGUGCUUUGCGUACGGCUUCGAGCCCCUGAGCGCCCUAUAGCAGCUCCGUGCCGACAGCGACCAGGAGUCGCUGCCCUCCACUGCGUGAAGUCAAUUUGCACGGAUGUCCAGCAGCUGCCACAGGAGGCGAAGAUGAUUGUCUUGGCCUGUGGACGCACCAUGGAGGUGGGACGUCAGCAUCAGAUCGCUCUCUUCGACAAGCUUUUGCAGGCAAACCUCAGCUGGCUGACAUUCAUAUCCCGAACGCACCUGAAGGUAUGUCUUUGCCAGGCGGAACUUUGUUUGCAGGUUGAAAACCUAAGCAGCAAUCCUGUCAUGGUCAACGGCAGGCCGCUGAGGAAGAGCCAAACUGGGAAGAUUGCGGCCGGCGGCCGCCUUGCUUUUCUGGCAAAGGGCCAAGACCAGAAGGAAACAACCUUCCUGGAAUUCAACCUGCAUGUGGCUGACACGCUUUGCAUGUAGAAACCAGAGUGGUGUGCUCUCAUGCCGCAAUGCAAGCGCCUUGCAGAGUUGUUCAACGCAUUGCAGAUCAGGCUCAAACGAGGACAGAAGGCAGG